AUGUCAGAACUACAGACUAGACUGGAUCUCUUAAAAACAUCCAGUGUGUCAUCGGAUUGUUUGAAGUUAUUCCCUGUCGGAAAGAAGAAAACUCAAAGAGUAGUAGUAGGAGACAAUGAUGGAUCCUUGCAAGCAUUUUCAAUUAAAAAGGGUGCUGUUAAUACAACAUUUAAAACUAUUAGUCAAAACAAACCAGUAAAAGGAGUACAGAUCCACAAGAAUAGAGUGUUCUAUUCCUACGGGCAAGUGGUGAAGGGUGUAACAAAAAAAGGAAAAGAAUUCUAUCGAUUGGACAGCAACAUUUCAGAGGAUGCUACUCGAAUGGUUAUUCGAGUUCCAGGCCUUUGGAUUGGAGGAAAUUAUAUUUUGUAUCAUUAUGUUGAUUCCGUAGAAAAAGGAUUCUACAUGUCACCCGACCGAAUCAACACUGUCAUUCCUUAUUUUGAUUGUGGUGAUUCAGUGAAUGACAAGGCAAUUUUGGGAUGUCAAGACAGAAAAUUGCGAGUUGUAUGUAAUACUGACUGUGUGGCUCAAUACGCCACCGAAGGUGCAGUCACUUCAUUGUUGCUCAAUGAGGAAUCAAAUUCUUUAAUUUAUGGUACAGAGACUGGACAAGUGAUUGAACUUGAUUUUAAAGCCUCUUCCAAUCCCACUAUUGCUUGGAAGAUUGAAGGAGAAAAAGGAUCGGUGAACGAAAUGUGCAAGUAUGAUAUUAAUGGUGAUGGAAACGAAGAAUUAAUUGUUGCUCGUAAUGAUGGCACAUUGGAAGUUUAUUCAUUUAUUGACCCAUCUCAACCCACAAGAUUGUUGAAGAAAACCAUUGAUGAAAGUAUCACUUGCGUGACAGCAGGAAAAAUAAUUUCGCCCGAAGAUGAGGAUAUUUUGGUUUCAACAUUCAGUGGCCGAGUGUUAGCUUUUACGAGUCAUCAAUACAGCGCUACUGAAUCAUCAAAUCUCAACUUGCCGUUCAAUAUUAUGGACGAUAAGAAAAAGAUUGUUGGAAUUACGAAAAGCCAAAGAAUUAUCAAUCUCCAAAAAGAAUUAGAAUCUCUUGAUGAAAAAUUAAGCAAGGUGAAACAAAACUAUUCCAAAAUGUCCUCUGAAAUUGUUGCAGUUCAUUGUGAAUAUGAAACCAAAGCCUCAUUUAUAUUGGAUGCCAAAGAGGCUUAUUAUCGGCUUCAUGUAGAAUCGGAUGUUCACAUGGACAUGAUCAUUAUUCGUUCAGAAAUUGCUCUUGAUUUACUUGAUUCUUCUGGAGAUAACAAUGUUGUCGUUAGUAAUAUCACACCCGAUGAGAAGAAGGAUUCAUCAACCAAAUUCAGUGCCACUUUUAGAUUUACUGAUAAUUGUAAGAGAAUUGAGGUGCUCUUCAGAACCUACGAAGGAAAAUAUGGACCCAUUGAAGUUUAUAUCAUUCCAAAACUGCACCCAAAGAUUUCCAAGUUUCACAUGUUUAAUGUUAAGCCACUCUCCUUGCAUGAACGACUCGUUGAUGAACAAAGAGCCAAACCUGUGGUUGGUAAUCGACCGCUCAACAAGUUAAUUGUGAGUGGUUCCUUCUCAUUAUCUGAAGUUCAUUCAUGGAUUGGUUUAUGUGUGGAAGGUAUUCCAGACAAAAUCACUGAAGAUGAAAUGACUUACUAUUUUCAUUCAACCUUCCAGAACACAUGUUUAAUCAUCAAGUUAAAGAGAGGUGAAGCAGUCAUUGAAACAGAUAACAUUACUGCCAUUUCUGUGAUUGAGGAAGUUAUUACCAAAGCUGCCACGGAAAGAAAGACCAAAGUGAAUAUUAGUUUUGAAAUUAAUGAUCAUACCUUUGGACACUCCAUUUCUCUCCUUUAUCCAAAGCUUGAGUAUCAACUCAAUUUAAGUGAAAAGAUUAAAUUAAUUGAUGCUCUGAAAGAAAUUCAAGUUCAAGAAGAAGAUUUGUCAUUCCUUUCACCUGAAUACAAGAGCAUACUCGACGAAAGUGAUCAGUUAUUGGAGGAUUCCAAAUAUCAAACCAAGAGAUUGGACUUUUUAAAUGAAAUUCUCAUUCGAAUGUUUAUGGACUGUCUCAAAUUUAAAAGGAAGAAUGCUCAACAAUAUCUUCCACCAUUCAAGCAAUUACUUGAAAGUAGGAAGUAUCAAUUGGACACCCUCAUCAGUUCUUUCAAGUUUUAA
This is a messenger RNA of Naegleria fowleri, 2163 nucleotides long. RefSeq lists its product as uncharacterized. Bases 1 to 2163 code for a protein of 720 amino acids. Gene Ontology annotation, molecular function: protein binding. Gene Ontology annotation, cellular component: BBSome; membrane; axoneme. The record is from RefSeq and is a predicted model, not a curated record. Gene Ontology annotation, biological process: intracellular protein localization; cilium assembly; intracellular transport. Lineage: Eukaryota; Heterolobosea; Eutetramitea; Acrasida; Naegleriidae. The transcript is spliced from 5 exons.